This is a messenger RNA of Labeo rohita (rohu), 1224 nucleotides long. RefSeq names its product chromosome 13 C2orf50 homolog (gene cimip5). The coding region runs from base 406 to 876 and encodes 156 amino acids. Lineage: Eukaryota; Metazoa; Chordata; Actinopteri; Cypriniformes; Cyprinidae. The record is from RefSeq and is a predicted model, not a curated record. The transcript has 3 exons.
UGUAGGCCCGCAUGCGCUGUUAUGUCACCAGUCUGUCAGUCUUUGGCUUUUAUAAUACUAAUUUGCUCUCAUUGUUGCAGCGGAUGUCUCGCCUCCUCGUGAAUUAACAAAAGCUUUGAGAGGGUAUCCCAGCAUCGCCCGGCUGUCUCCCGGGGAAACGUCCCGGGUAAACAAGAGAACAAUCUCCGCGCAACCGGGCGGGCAGCAGCAGCUCUCGUGUUGUGAUUGCAGAAAUUGGCGGGCGCGAAACGUCCAUCCACCUCAGAGAAAGACAGUUUGCUAAGCGGUUUGCUAAAAGAAAAUCUCUUACAUUAAGUUUAAGUCAAGUUGCUAAAUAGGUAAAAAUGGACUUUACAGUGGCAUAAAAUAUAUUUGUGUUUGACUGACGAGCUCAAGGACUGAGUGAUGGAUAGGAAGGGAAAUACGCGGCGCGCCACUUCGGCUGGGUACCGUUUACCGGACCGACCUAAUGGUCCUCUCGCCUCUCAGUCUUCGGUCUCAGUGUUCAGGCAAUCAGCAGGCAGGACACGAAACACCGGUGAGACACCGGCGCAAGACGAUGAUACCCGAGAUCCGGUAAAGCAGGACCAGGUUUGGAGAGAGUUUGUGCGCGCUGAGCGAACCGGUGUGAAAGAAUGGGAGAAGAACUGGAGUUUCCUGAUGAACUUUGACCAGCUGGGUCAUCCGCGUACAGAAACUCCUCUCCCCAACUCUGUGUCUUUAUACUCAGACAGAGUCCCAAACACCAGUAACCAAAUGUUCGGCAGCGGCCUGUACACUGAGCUGGGCAAAGAGCUGAUACGCUUGGACAAUCUGCUAACCCUGACAGCGAACCACCGCAAGGCCAAAAGAAAUCCAGAGAUGCAACCCUGCUGAGGUUUACCAGGCACAGGAUGUGUUCAAAACACUCUCCAGUGUAUUAGCAGUGAUUUGUUGCUGCCUCUAGAGAACUUCCCUUGGGUUGUUCUGUUUGUCUUGCCUUUAUCUAUAUACAUAGACAAACUCAAGAGUGUUCAGUGGGUGACAGUUUGUUUUUUGGAUAUAUUUUUACUUUGGACAGCCCAGACACCAGCUGCCAACCUGUGUAUGUUUGCUGUUUGUUUUAACAGUGUGCUAGAUUUUGUGUUGACAUCUCUUAGAGUACUGUAAUAUGCUGGUGAAGGCAGUAAAUACGACCUUGUUUUUGGAACAUACUAUUUGCAUAUUCAUUUUCAUUCAUUAAAA